UUUAUAUUGAAAGUAUCUUUCUUGUGGUUCUAAAGCAAUUAAAACUAUUUUAAAGCAUAUCACCUACAUACAAAUACCCUGCUGUAUACCGCUUGAACGCGAUCGUUUUUCGAUCUCGGUCAAACUCGUACGUUCUCGGAACCGUUCACAUUACAACAGUGUUACUGAUAGGUAUCAGCUGUUCUAGUAAAUAAAGGACUGUGUUUCGAUAUGGACAUCGACGAGAGUGUCACACAGCAAAAUCAGGAAAAUAUAAAUGAAGAUGCGAUUAAAUUGGAAGAGAGAAACAAUCGUUUGUCCGAAAGCUCCGAAAGAAAUGAGGACUGGUAUUAUAUGCCGGAUUCCAUUCUCUUGAAUAUUUUUCAAUAUCUAACGCCAAGGGAGUUGACAAUCGCUGGAGAAGUAUGCAAAUCAUGGCACAGAGUUUCGUGCGACGAAUUUCUUUGGAAAGAUCUGCUCUAUCAGACAUAUAAAAUAGAUCCAGACAUCGGCAUUAUGCCAGGGAAGACAUCUUGGUUAGGAGAAUUUAAACGUUUAACGUAUCAUACACCACUGUUAGAAACGGAGGUACUUAAAGAACAUUCUCACCAAGUCUUACAUGUUAGCUUCUCGCAUAAUGGAAAGAUGUUUGCCACUUGUUCGAAAGAUGGAUACAUCUUUGUUUGGAAAAGUCAAUAUCCUGUUAGUGUAAAGUACCUUCAUGAUAUGAAAACAUUUAGUUGGAAAUAUACACAGUUUUCGCAAUUCAAUUCUUCAGAUACUUUGUUACUUGUUUCUGGUGUACACUUUGGAACACCUCUGAGCACUUCGGGUGAAAUAGCAGUAUUUAGAUUAGCACCUGGCUUUGGUCUUCAGUGUAGAGUAAUAAAUAAACCUUAUGACAUAUUUGGAACAUGGUACAGUGAACAUUACCUUUUAAGUGGAAAUUUAUGCUGGUUGGCACAUUUAGUUAGUACUAGUCUCCUAUGGCUUAAUAAGGCAAAUCAAGAGACAUCUAGUGAACAUGUGCCUAUUAUGACACAACUGUUUAGAUUUUACAAUGGUAAUGCUUCAUCAGUUCGAGCAAUAAUGGUAGCUAAUUGUUUAACACCUGAACAAACUGAAUCUAGAGAGCAAGAAAAUCAGCCUUCAUCUUCCAAUGUUAAAGAAGAAAGGGGAAAUCCACCAAGCCAUAAAGAUAUUUCAUCUACAUCUUCUAGUGACAAUUUAAAAGAAGAACCAGUUGUCCUUCGUCAUGCAUCAUCCAGAUUACAAUAUAGUACAUUGGAAGGUGGAUUUAUGAAUUGGAAGAAACUUGGUGAUGGUUUUGAAUAUGCUAAUCCUAUACAAUAUAAUCAGGAAUAUAGACAAGUAGAAAUGGAGAAAAAAGCACAGGAAAAUGAUAAAGAAAGCGACAAUUCUCAGUGGGAUGAAGAGAAUGAAUCUGGAGAAUCGUCUAAUACGGAAGAAGGUGAUAAUGAUGAGUUAUCAAAUAAUUGUGAAAAAUAUCUUAUUUUUACAACUGGAUCCAAAACUUACACACCGCAUCAAGUGGGUUUCAAGAGAAUAAAAAAUUUAAAGUUUCCUACACGAUUAGAUCCAGGACCGUCAUUACGCGAAAGAAUAGCACAAAGAGAAAGAGAACGAGAAAGACAGAAUUCUGACGCAUUUUUUACCAAUUGGUUGAAUUAUGAAUCUGUAGCUGAUCAAUUUGAUAAAGUAGAUCACUUAAUUGAUUUGCAUGGACACAUUAUAGGAAUGGGACUUUCUCCAGAUCAUAGAUAUUUGUAUGUAAAUACAAGACCAUGGCCACGAGGUUAUGUUAUUACAAAUCCAUUACAACCUCCUCCAAUAGCUCAAGAAAUUGAUAUACACGUAAUUGAUUUAGUAACAUUAAAACAAGUUGGUACCAUGCUAAGAGCUCAUAAGGCAUAUACACCAAACAAUGAAUGUUUCUUUAUUUUUCUUGAUGUGUGCAAUGAAUAUGUAGCAAGCGGUGCGGAAGAUAAACAUGGCUAUCUCUGGGACAGACAUUAUGGAGUAUGUUUAGCCAAGUUUCCUCAUUCUGAUGUUGUUAAUUCUGUUGCUUUCAAUCCACGUGAUCCUGAAAUGUUAGUUACAACUAGUGACGACUAUACUGUUAAAGUUUGGCGUAGUCGAGCUGUAGUUCGUUCACUGGGACUAAACGAAGAUUCUUUUCGUAGAGGUAUGGAAGUACGUAAUAGGCGAAAGUUUCGAAAAAGUAGUUGUAACGUUGAUUAACUAAAGACUAUUAAGUUCCCAAUUUAAAUUUCUGUUUAGAGUUUUAAAAGAUACAUCAAAUUACAUUAUUUCUAUCUUCUAUUUCAAUUUGUAAUAUAUUAAUAUCUCUAUAUGAAUUUACAAAUUCUAUUUUCAAUGAAAUUAGGAUAAAGAACAUAAAUGGUUACAUAUUUACAAAUAUGAUCUAUAGAUGUUUACAUAUUGUUUUAACAAUUAAGCUACAUAAUAUACAAUAUUGCACAUAUUUUAUUUAUACGACAUUACAUAUUUUUAAUAGCUGAAGAAAGAUUUAUUUCUCUUUUACAAUGGCGUUUAUUGAAAUUGAAAUGUUUAUAAUUUGUUUUAUAAGAAAAUCGAAAGCUGCUAGGUAUAACAGAGUUGAUCUGUUUGUGUGAUUUUACUGUUUUUCAGUUUCUAUCUGACUUUGUAUGUACUUAAGGAUAAAUUACCUUCAGAGAUAGGUUGUAUAUUUUUAAACAUUUACAAAGUAUGAGUGUAAGACUCUUCUAAACUUUCAUGACAUAUUUUAAUUGACAAUAUUUCAUGUUUAAAUAAUUUUCUGACUGAUAUCUUUAAAUUAGUUUAGAAUAAGCUUUGAUGGUACACAAGUGUUUAAUAUGUAUAAUUAGCAAUUGCUAACACUGUUUUCAUUAAAAGGUAACAAAGAAUUAAAUGUUACAAUAGUUUUGUGUCUAUAAAAAAAGAUAAAAAAUGAAAAAUUUUUUAUUGUUUUAUAUACAUAUGUACAAAUAGUGUAUCAUCAGAACUGUACAAACAACUAUUUAUAAUUAAUAUAUUCUCAGCUAGGAAUUUACUUUAAAUUAGAAUAAAAUCUACAUUUUAAUACCCAUUAUGAUGUAAUAUAAAACUAUUCAAAAUGAAGGUAUUUCAAUCAUAAAGAAAUACAUAUAUGCAAAUAUUAUUAUAGCAAAAAAAUAAUUUAAAGGUAUUAUUUCCUAUCAUAAAUAUUUAACAUAUAUGUAUAUCUGUUCAAUUACUAUAUUAGAACAAGAGAUAUAUGUGUAAUAGGUAUACAAUAUAUAAU
Messenger RNA from Bombus impatiens (common eastern bumble bee), 3286 nucleotides. RefSeq names its product F-box/WD repeat-containing protein 5 (gene Fbw5). Gene Ontology annotation, cellular component: SCF ubiquitin ligase complex; Cul4-RING E3 ubiquitin ligase complex. Lineage: Eukaryota; Metazoa; Arthropoda; Insecta; Hymenoptera; Apidae. Bases 211 to 2241 code for a protein of 676 amino acids. Gene Ontology annotation, molecular function: protein binding. The transcript has 9 exons. The record is from RefSeq and is a predicted model, not a curated record. Gene Ontology annotation, biological process: protein ubiquitination.